AUGUCGCAGGACCCUCUCCGGCUGCGCGUCACGGUCCAGCGCCACGGCAUCCCGGACGUCAAGUUCGUUUGGCCGUGCGCCCGCGCCGCCGCCGACCUGAGCGUCGCGCAGCUCCUCGCGCAGAUCAACGAAGUAGUGCCCCUCGAGGGCGGCGAGUGGGGGCUCGAGGACUACGCCGUCGAGCUGGUCGGGCCCGCCGGUGAGGAUGGACUUGGCCGCGGCUACGAGUGCCUGCAUUUUCAGCAGGUGCAGCAGAUCCUCAAGGACGAGGACCAGAUUGUAAUCCGAUCGUUGCUCGGAGAGGACCUCAAGCGGAGACGACUCAGCGGACGGCAUCAGAUAUCCGAGGGCGGAAAGCACCUCGUCGACGGGCUUGCCUUUGGCCGGCCCUGGCUGAGGACACCACGAGAUCGACCGUCCAUCGAACUGCCCCCACGGAAGCGACAGCGCGCGAUCGAGUACAACAACGAGGACGAGUAUGACGACAGUUACGAACACCCGAUGCUGCUGCUGGAGGCGCCAGAGCUAGCCGAAGACGAUGAAGACGAUGGUUCUUUUGCCGACGUCGACGAAAACACCGACGAGGAGAUUGAUGACGAGCUCGAGCUGGCCGAUGGAGACAUGGCCGAAGAGCUCGAGCUCCUCCGUCAAGACAAUGCAGUUGUCGGUGAAGAUCCGGCCCUAGCCACGAAAAUCGGCCACGAUCCCUCCGACGCAACUUCGCAUGAGGAUGCUUUCGCCCAGGAGAUGGGGCUUCUCCAGGCCGCAUUCCCUUUGACAUCUGCCUCUGCCAUUGGAGUCGAGCUUGGCCGGCACGACGGCAACAUCAUGCAUGCAUACGAGGCCUUGAAGCGAUCAAACGACCCUGCCUUGUCGCUCGACAAGGUCCUGGAGAUGAUGCUUGGCGACCUGAUGAACGUAGCAGUGUAUGAUGGAGACAACGAUCCCAACGAGAAAGCCCCCGCGCGGCCGCUAAUUCAGGUUGUUGAAAGCGAUGACAAUGAUUCUGCCGACACGGACGAUACAUCGUCCUCGGACUCGAGCGAUUCGUCGGGAAGUGACGAAGCCGACGGCGGUGAAGGCGAAGAAGAUGGCGACUCCGAGCAGGGCAACAAUAGCGAAGAGGACUCUGACUCUGAAUCCGAGUCCGAAUCUGAGUCUGAGUCUGGAUCUGGGUCCGAUUCCGAUUCUGGAUCAGACUCUGGUUCCGACUCCGACUCGAGCGACGACAAUACAGCUAUGGUCGGCCAAGUAUAUCCGAUGUUCUCCACGGAACCGGCAGCCGCUGCGAAAAAGAAUACUGGGGUUGUGCAAGCAGAAUCCGCACCGCAUACGGGCCUUACAAAGACGCAAAAGCGCAACGCCCGCCGUCGGAAGUUGCUUGCACAUAGAAAGUCACUGGACGGUAGCACCGGUACGCCAGACUCGGCGCCCACGGAGCUGUCACUGCAGGAGCGCAAGGAACAGCUCCUCAAAUCGUUGGAGCAGGGGUCGAAUGCGAAUGCGGAGGAACAUCAAGGCAACCAGGGAGAGGCAAACGAUGUGGCGGCGGAACGGCAAGGGAGCACUCCAAAAGAGACACCGCAGUCGCGCCGCUCCCGCGUCGACGUGGGCGCUGGACGAAGACUGCUGUUUGGCGCGCUGGGCCUCAAGGCACCCAAGUCCAAGGCGGACGAGGAGAAAAUCAAGCAGGGACUGAUGAAAGACGUCCGGCCGCUGAACAACCCCCGAGUUGCGGAGGCAAGGACGGGGCAGGACGCCGCUCCGGCCGAGGACGAGGACCCCGACGAAUGGAGAAAACACAUAUCGUACUCAGCGGUCGAGUGCUGCCACGAGGGAGUGGUGCUCAGUGAGCCUCCGUUUCCGUUCCGACAGCGAUGGGAUCCGCAGCAACAGGGCCGGCACUGGGGCAAGGGGAAGCGCAAGCGCCAGUCACAAGAGUUCACCGAGGACUACUACGACGAUUCGGCCGUCUUCUACGAGGAUGGCGACUUUGCGGGAGGUGCAACGCGCCGCAGCUCCGGGCGAGGGUUCAAGCCAUUUGGACCGAAAGCUCCUGCGCAAGACCAGAGUGGUGCAUCUGACAAGGUGAACGGGGCGCAGCCGGAAGCCAAGAAGCCGGAGAAGGCGGACGACGUGCCGCCUGUGCCGGCGGAUCUCGGCAGUCUACCCACGCUGACGGCCGGAGUGGCCAAGGAGGGCAUGGUGGUGACGUGGAAGCAGAUGGCCAUGUCCAAGGCGACGAGGUGGCAGCCCGAGAUUGUGCAACUGACAGGCACGGUUCAGGCUAGCACCGACGAGGCCGAACUGCACGUGCUCCUCGCCGUGCGCGACCGCGAGGUCAGGGACCGAGUCUACGAUUCCGAGACGGGGAAGCGAGUGUAUGACAAGUUCGAGGUGCCCGACUCGGACGGAGAAGACGAGGCGGGCGAAGACGACGGGCAGCGGGUGGUGCCGUGGGACGAGCUGAUGGAGCCCAGGAUUCUGCAAGACGCGCCCGCGCCUACUACGUCUGCAACCGAGGGCAAGAAGCCCCUGAUCCAGGAGGUCGAGAUGGGCGACGCAGAAGCGGUGGUGCAAGGAGAGGUUGCAGAGGGCGAGGUCGCCGACGACGAAUCCAGCGAGUCCGAGUCGUCGGACUCUUCUGACUCGGGCGAGGACGAGGAUGAAGACGACGACGAAGACGAGAACGAGUAA
Molecule: messenger RNA, 2697 nt
Organism: Purpureocillium lilacinum
Lineage: Eukaryota; Fungi; Ascomycota; Sordariomycetes; Hypocreales; Ophiocordycipitaceae
Source: RefSeq, a predicted model, not a curated record